Messenger RNA from Diachasma alloeum, 1257 nucleotides. RefSeq names its product HCLS1-associated protein X-1. Bases 133 to 996 code for a protein of 287 amino acids. Gene Ontology annotation, biological process: negative regulation of apoptotic process; regulation of actin filament polymerization. The record is from RefSeq and is a predicted model, not a curated record. The transcript has 5 exons. Lineage: Eukaryota; Metazoa; Arthropoda; Insecta; Hymenoptera; Braconidae. Gene Ontology annotation, cellular component: actin cytoskeleton; apical plasma membrane; sarcoplasmic reticulum.
GGGGAGAACGUGAAGAAUUGUCGACGUGAUUCCCAGGAAAUCAGAUGAUGCAGUAUUUAUGAAUGUGACGCAACGAGAAAACGCGUAGUUGACGUUUUGACGGAUCAGUUGGAGAAUUUUUCUGAGCAAAUCAUGCCGUUUCUGAGGUCCAUCCUCGAGAGUUUGUUUGGGGGAGGUGAUAAUCAUCGUACAAACCCAGGGGACGAUGAUCGACGAAUGUUUGGAGACAGAUUCAGAAAUCCAAUCUGGCAGAAUGAUGAGGAGGAUGAUGAUGAAUAUGGGGAGGACUACAGAAAUCCUGGACAUUCUCGGCCGGCGUUUCACUUCGAGAUCUUCACGAACCCCUUCGAGAUGACUAGGUACUUCGAGUCGCAGAUGGAUGACAUGAUGAAGGACUUCUUCAGCUUUGGCUUCAGUGAGGACAAGCAAAUACCGUUCGAAGGAUUUUCUCAAAUUAUGCCACCGAAUCAUGGGAAGGGAGAUUUAAGGGAGGAGGUUUUGAAGCCUGGGUAUGCUCUACCACCCCCUCGGCAUGGGGUGGAUAGUCCCAAGUGCGAUGAGGAUCUUGAUGGAAAAGUUGAUCCCAAAGAUUUCUCCAGAGUUUGGAACAAUGGAGUCACUGAACCUGAAGAGCAAUUGAGUACUGCCAGCACCUCCCUUCAACCCUUCAAAUUCAGGUCUUUCGGACAAUCAAUUGUUUCCCAGACAAUCAGACGUCCCGAUGGAUCAAUCGAAGAGAAGAGAACAACGAAGGACAACGAAGGAAACACCGAGACGAUAAUCAAACACAGGAUGGGGGAUAAAACCCACACGGUCGUGAUAAAAAAGGAUAAGAAUGGAGUUGAGACACAAACUGAGAAUUUCGAGAAUAUGGAUCCAAAUGAACUGAACAAUUUCGAUAAAAAUUGGAAACCAAUCGAGGAUCCAUUAAUUGAGUCUGGGGCCUUAACUAAAUUCCCAUGGAACAAAUUCUUCGAUUUCAGUCCAAAAUUAUAGACAUCGAAAUAUCAAGGAAUCUAAUAAAUAGAUGAAAUAGCAAAAUAGUAAAUUAUGUGAUUUAAAUUAGACUAACAGAGCCUGAAGGAUUGUUUUUUAGUUUAUGAAUUGAACUGUUCAAAAAUUGAGAAUAAAAAUUCAUAACUAAAAGUUGAACAAUUUCCUGGUGUUUUCAACCAUAAAUUAAUUUUAUUAAUUGUAUAUACUCUGUACAAACAUAUAUACAGUUCUAAUAAACCUUAGAUACUAUCGUAAAACCAG